Molecule: messenger RNA, 486 nt
Organism: Diabrotica balteata
Lineage: Eukaryota; Metazoa; Arthropoda; Insecta; Coleoptera; Chrysomelidae
Source: the annotation of a GenBank genome assembly
UAAAAAGACUUUUAAAAACUCAUUUAAAAUGUUUAAAUUGUUAAUAGUUUGUGCUGUAGUGUCGAUAGCUUAUGCUAAACCAGGCGGUUUGGGUUACGGGGGAUACAGUGGAUAUGGCGGAUACGGAGGGUAUGGGGGAUAUGGAGGUUAUGGAGGCCAUUAUGCGUUAGCUCCAGCUACAAGUUACAGUUCCCGUAUUGACUACCAUUCACCAGCCAUCAAAACGUACGUGGCACCUGCAGUGAGUUACCACAGUGCUCCCCUAGUAUCUUCAUAUGGACUUGGUCACGGAUAUGGUGCAGGUUUAGGAUAUGGCGAUGGAUUAGGACACGGUUAUGGUCUAGGACAUGGCUACGGCGGCUACGGUAGUGGAUACUCUUUAGGAGGAUAUGGUCAUGGUUGGUAAAUAAUGUAACUCGAAGUUUAAAUGUCUAUUUUAAAGUUCUCAUGUGUUCAUUUGUAUAUUUUGUAAAACGUUAAAAAUAA